GUCAAAUCGAACAAGGUCGUUUUACGGAGCGAAAUAACGUGCAGAAUACAACAAAAAUCUGAUAUCAACGUUCGAUUCGCGCAAGAGAUAACAAUGAAUCGCGCUCCGCAAGUUAAAAUUUUGGAACAGCCAGCUAGACAUCAGACGUGUUGCUCGAAACAGCGCUACGUGUUCUCACCCUCGAUCGACGGAGUUCACAGCCGGGGUCAAAGAAAAACAUUUCCCGUUGUGCAAAUUCGAAAUUGGAAAGGUCCUCUCAAGAUAAUCGUGUCGUGCGUGACGAAAGAUCCGCCGCACUAUCCUCAUCCCUUUCGACUGGUCGGCGAGGAAAAAUGCGCGAACGGAGUUUACGUGGAAUUGAUUCCGAAAGGAAGCGGAAACAAGUACGUUAUUUUGUCGGACGUUGGCAUCGAAAGCGUAACGGGAACGGACGUCGCGAACUCCAUCGGCGAACGAAUGUACAUGAACGAGGAUCCCUUUAACACUGGCUUCAGAUACAUUCUGCCGAAGAACGAUCAAACGAUGUUGAGAUUAUGCGCUCAUGUGUAUCUGCAAGGUACGCAGAAGGACUCGUACGACAUCGCUCUGGCACCCGUUGUAUCCAAAUCUAUACACAUCAUAGGAGUCAAAAAAAAAGGUCGCUCUUUCUCGACGCACUCAAGCUCGUCUUCCUCGGAAGACGAAGAACCAUCAUUCCCGCAAUUUGCAAAGAUAAGGGUCGGACUUGAAGAUUCAUCUGCUGAUUUGGAUCUUCAGCGUCAUCGUUCGAUUUGAUACUUGCGACUUCACAGCUUUCGAUCUUCCCGAUGUAACGAGCCACGCGCCUACAUCAUACAGAGAUAUAUAUAACAAACUUUUUUAUAUACAGCGACUAAAACAAUUACUAGAAAAUUCGACGAACAUGUUUUAUUUUCAUGUUUGUUUUAUUAAUCUUCGCGCAUCAUCACAUUGCUUUAAAAAAUAACAUGACAAACUUUGAAGUCUCUUUGAAUCUCAAAAUUACUAGAGCGCAGUUUUUAUUAUCGCGCGAACAAAAUCCCCUUCUUGGGGUCGGGAAGGCUGAUGUGAAAAUAAAUAAACAAAUAAAAUAUUGCGCGAACCAAAAAAAUGGAGAAAUCGCGACUUUGUGUGUUAA
Molecule: messenger RNA, 1135 nt
Organism: Pseudomyrmex gracilis
Lineage: Eukaryota; Metazoa; Arthropoda; Insecta; Hymenoptera; Formicidae
Product: embryonic polarity protein dorsal-like
Exons: 7
Coding region: 94-774 (226 amino acids)
Biological process (GO): innate immune response; cellular response to stress; regulation of DNA-templated transcription
Cellular component (GO): cytoplasm
Molecular function (GO): DNA binding; DNA-binding transcription factor activity
Source: RefSeq, a predicted model, not a curated record